Molecule: messenger RNA, 1275 nt
Organism: Linnemannia hyalina
Lineage: Eukaryota; Fungi; Mortierellomycota; Mortierellomycetes; Mortierellales; Mortierellaceae
Source: the annotation of a GenBank genome assembly
AUGCAUAUCCAGAUUGCGAGCUUCUUCCUGGUACCGUUUACAAGACUGAUAGAACUUCCUAUCCGCCAGAUCGGCGAGACUGUCAACUCUCAAGCGCUUCGCCGUAAAGCCGUCCAGAUCGCCAUUGCGGGUGUGGCGUUGAUCCUGUUGAUUGGCGUGUCGUUUGUAGCGUACUUGUUGUUCUACUGGAUGUAUAUCCCGAGGCGUGGGCACGUUGGGCUUGUUCAUCUCCAGUACGAUCGGUUCAGGUCUUCGGGAGAGUAUUCAGGACCGUCUGCAGUUGUUGACUUUUCAAAGGGCGGACGUUACACUCAGAUCUUGCGCGGUGACCAGGCGUACGAUAUCUCAAUGAAGCUAGUGAUGCCUAGCUCGUCCUCUAACGUGGCGCUGGGGAACUUUAUGGUCAUGGCUCAGCUCGUUGGCGCCGACGGAAAUGUCAUCGUCACCUCCAGUCGUACCGCGAUCAUCACAUAUGAGUCCUUGUUACUUCGACUCAUACGAACCAUCUGGCGAGCAGUACCACUUGUCCUGAGAUGGACACGGGAAUCCCAAACAAUCCAGCUACCUCUGAUCGAGAACUUUGUCGAGUCUUCAUCCAACCCUGUCACACGGGCAUUGAUCGAGAUAUCUAACCCGGGGCUCCAGAUCUAUCGAACCACCCUUCACAUUGACGCCCACUUUCAAGGUCUGCGCUACUUCAUGUACUACUACAGAGUCUCGACAGCUCUCAUCUUCAUGACAUUCUUUGUAUUCUGGGAAAUCAUAUUCGGCAUCCUGGCCUGGCAAACCAUCUCAUCCUGGAUCGUAGGCCCAGUCACACAAGCGAUUACGGCCGUUCCACGACCUAUCCUGUACAACAACCACGAUAAUUUACCACCUAUCCAUCGGAAUCAGCUUCAGUUUCAACAACUCGCUCACUCUCUUUACGACACGGAUGAUGAGGGUGAAGGUGCGGACGACUACCUUGUCGUGAACAGGUCAAGUGAUGAGGAUGUCUUCGAUUUCACAAGUUCUGCUGCUACCUCGACCACCCCACGAACCACGGAAACGAAAAGCGCCAUCAGUGGCGGUAACAAUCAUACAUCUCAGCAACAACCGAUGACACAAGGCAGCAGCAGCAGGAGGAAGAGGAGGAUCGAACAAGAAGACUCAGACUCGACAGCCUCCGACGCAGAUUCGAUAUUCGACGCCAUCGUCCCGGAACAAGGCGAAGGCGGCAACUCUUCCAGUAUCGCACGUGUUCCAUCUGGACAACUGCGGUCAAGAAAGUCGUAA